AAGAUUUGGCUCAAAUGUGACUUGCCCCACUUUGGGGGAUGCCCGCACCUGCGCGCAUGCCGUGUUGCGCUGAAGCCUUACAUGGGCCAUCGGAGAAGAUCCAGGCCAGAGAAAGAGGCGCCUUCGUCAUGGAGGAGAAGACUGUGAAAAAUGCAGCCCCCCGGGAAGGAUCUGGCGUUCCACAUCUUAAGUUAUCUCUGUCAGCGUUACAUUGGCAGCAAGAGCAGGCUCUCGCUAGCAUAUCGUCUUUGAUUGAAGAGGUCGAAGCGCUGCAAUAUGAGAAACCUUUUCAUGGUGCAGAGCGUUGGGAGCCCGAGAAGAUGCAACAUCUGCAGCCGCAGGUGAUGGACAGGAGUGGCGGCAGCCAACCCGAGCAGCUUAAGAAGUGGGAUGAAAAACCAGUGAAGCCGGCCAGUGCCAUGAGAAGGUAUGAGGCGCUGAUGCAGCCUCAAGACUCAGGAGAGGUGAAGCGAGGCCCCACGUUGAAGGAGGAUGGCUUCCUGCCAUGCCUGGAGUGGUGGUGUCUGAGCAUCGUGAGCCACAGAUACUAUGACUAUGUGAUUGGUUUGCUCAUUCUAAUCAACUCCGUAUUGGUCGGAGUAGAGGUACAAUUGAGCCUGGAAGGUAUUACAAUAAGCUGGAUGCAGCCAUUGGACAAUGCUUUCAUUGCGGUGUACUGCUUGGAGAUUGCCAUGCGUCUCAUAGCGUAUGGCUGGAAGAUGUGUUUUGCGGAUACCUGGUUCCUGCUUGACUUCGUUCUUGUGGUCCUGGGUCUUAUCACAACCUUAGUCCUAGAGUUGGGUGGGGGCGAGAUGGGCAUUUUGGAAUCAGUCUUGGUGAUUCGAGCUAUGCGCUUACUUCGGCUGAUCCGGGCCUUGCGCAUGCUCAAGUACUUCAGAACUGUUUGGCGGCUGGUAUAUGGCCUGCUGACGUCGCACAACGCCAUGUUCUCAACGAUGGCUCUGAUCCUGCUGACUUUGUAUAUUUUUGCUUGCCUUGGCGUGGAGCUGAUCACGAAAGAUGACGACCUGGCGACACAUCCUGACACACAGCUCAUCGUGGCAGUCAAUUUUUCGUCAGUUCCUGGAACCAUGUUGACCCUCAUGCAGUUUGUGACGGUAGAUUCCGUCGCCUACUUCUAUCUGCCCCUCAUCCAUCGAAAGCCCAUACUGGCGCUCUACUUUUGCGCCAUUGUGCUGAUCGUGUCCAUCGCGCUCAUGAAUCUGGUCACAGCGGUGCUGGUGGAGGGAGCGCUAGAAAAUGCCCAGAACGACAAGGCGGCUGAGAAGAUGGACCUACAGGAGAAGCUGCGCCGCGCUGUCCCGAAGCUUCGUCAAGUCUUCCUUGCAAUGGAUGCCAACGGCGAUGGAAAUGUGUCUCUGGAGGAGAUUGAAGCUGUCCCCAUGGAUGUUCUACCUCAAGAGUUGUUUGAGAAGAGCGCGGUGAGCAGCAUGCAGGAAAUCUUUGAAGUGCUCGAUGUGGAUGGAGGUGGGGAGCUAUCGCAAGACGAGUUUGUGGAUGGACUCCUGGACAUCUUCUUCCGCGAUAUACCGCUCGAGACAGUUCAAACCCUGAAGCUCCUCAGACUAGUUGAACACCGCCUGCACAGCGUGAAGCAGACCAUGGAUAUGCUCCAACAGAUUGUGCAGGAAGCUCAGUCGGCGCAGGUGCCGCUCGGCCCGGAGCACUCCAAGCACUCGGAGAGCUUUAGAAAGUUGCUUGCUUGACCAGCGAGAGGUGCAUUGCAGCCGCAGGUGUGCGCCGGCUUGCGGCUGUGUGCGGUCGUGGUCGGCGAUGUUUCACCACGGUUCCGGGAGAGUCGGGUCUCAGGCGACUCAUUCACAUCUCAUUUCCACGGUGUUCCAUCUCAUUUCCACGGUG
Molecule: messenger RNA, 1881 nt
Organism: Effrenium voratum
Lineage: Eukaryota; Dinophyceae; Suessiales; Symbiodiniaceae
Source: the annotation of a GenBank genome assembly